AUGGCUGAGUCUAGGGCUUGUGUAAUAACCGCGGCGAACCGGAUUCACCAGAGGCAGCAGCUGUCGAUCUCCGUCGCCGAAUUCCAAUUGCGGGGGUCGAGUAUCAUGAUUCUUUUUGGGUUCGGGUGUCGAUUCCGCUUCCAGUCGGCAUUCGAUUCGUACUCCGUCGCUUGUGAGGCGUUCUCUGAACAUCGCCGCAGCCUGCGCCAGCUUCUCUAA
Molecule: messenger RNA, 219 nt
Organism: Linum trigynum
Lineage: Eukaryota; Viridiplantae; Streptophyta; Magnoliopsida; Malpighiales; Linaceae
Source: the annotation of a GenBank genome assembly